UGCAGCGGUUCAUUUCGACAAACCCUCAAUUAAGAGCUGAAACAGAGGAGAGAGAGAGAGAGAGAGAGAGAAGCAAUGGAAUCAACAGCGAGACGAAGCGGAGGAGGAAUAUUCGAAGGCCUCUACAAGGUGUUAAUGCGCCGGACCUCCGUCUACGCCACUUUCGUUAUCGCCGGCGCCUUCAUCGGCGAACGGGCAGUGGACUAUGGAGUUCAUAAGCUCUGGGAGUACAACAAUGUUGGGAAGCGGUAUGAGGACAUUCCAGUUUUGGGACAGAGGCCAGCUGAAUGAAUUACCAAUCUCCCUUUUCUCGUCUUUUUCCUGGAGUCAAAAUGAAACUUCUUAUAUUGAUCUUUGAAUAAGUAUUGCUUUAUUGGAACAAUCCAAUCUUGAUAUUUCAAAACAUUUAGAACUUAGAUUAUUGGAUUUGAAGCUUGGUUUUUUCUUAUAUCAAGGCAUAUUUAAUUUUUCAUUUUC
Messenger RNA from Camellia sinensis, 477 nucleotides. The record is from RefSeq and is a predicted model, not a curated record. Lineage: Eukaryota; Viridiplantae; Streptophyta; Magnoliopsida; Ericales; Theaceae.